AAAAUGCAUGCUAAUAAGCAACUAGUUAAAAGACCCUAAAAUGAAGAGUUACCUGUUUUGAUAAUCUUGAAUACAACUGACAUUUCAAAGCUUUCAGCAAAACAUUUUCUGAAUAAAUGAGCAAACGCCAAGAAGCCUUUCAAUGAUCCUGCUCUCCCCUACUUCAUUGUGUGAUGAAAUAAAACUAUGGCAUCAAAAGGAUAAAAACCCUUAAGCAAGUAAUUAGCAGUAUCACUUUAUUUGUAAAAAUAGAAACAAAAGUUUUGACUUGUUGAUUUUGGUCACAAACAUGGUAUUAAAAAUGCAGCAUUAUGCAGUUUGUUUUGUUUGUUUAUGCUAGUAUGAUAAUGACUUCCAAAAAAAAAAAAAAAAAAAAAAAAAAUAGAGGCUCAGUGUUUGAUCUAAUCUUCUAAACAAAAUAGGGCAUGCAUCAUGCAAACCACUGUAGCUUGGCACUAUGUGUGCAAACCACAUGUGAAUAGAGAUAAAAUUUUGUUUAACAAAUAUAUUUUUUUAAAGCAGUCAACAAAACAUGUCCACAUUUUCACAGCACUUUUCAAAAAGACCGACUCAAUCCCAGGUGAAGAAGAGAGACGUUUAGCAGCCGCUAUGCUGUGGUUCAUGCAAAUCUUUCUGGCAUGUAUAGGGUAUACAACUGCCAGUACAGAUGAAAUCAGGUUGGUGAAUGGACACAACUCCUGUUCUGGACGAGUGGAGGUUCUCUAUUAUGGAAUAUGGGGAACAGUGUGUGAUGAUGACUGGGAUCUGGCAGAUGCUGCAGUGGUGUGUAGAGAGAUGGACUGUGGGAAUGUGAUAGAGGCAAAGAGUGAAGCUUAUUUUGGACAAGGAUCAUGGCCAAUAUGGAUGGAUGAUGUUCAAUGUGCUGGGAAUGAGUCCUCACUAAAGAACUGUAGGACAUGUGGAUGGAGAAUACCUAACUGUAGACAUGAUGAAGAUGCUGGAGUCAUCUGCAACUUAUCUGUCAGGUUGGUGAAUGGAGACAACUCCUGUUCUGGACGAGUGGAGGUUCUCUAUAAUGGCACAUGGGGAACAGUGUGUGAUGAUGGCUGGGAUCUGUCAGAUGCUGCAGUGGUGUGUAGAGAGAUGGGCUGUGGGAAUGUGAUAGAGGCAAAAAGAGGUGCUUAUUUUGGACAAGGAUCAGGGCCAAUAUGGAUGGAUAAUGUUCAGUGUGCUGGCACUGAGACCUCACUAAAAACCUGUAGUAAAAGAGGAUGGGGAACACAUGACUGUGAACAUCAUAAAGAUGCUGGAGUCAUCUGCAACUUAUCUGUCAGGUUGGUGAAUGGCAGAGACUCCUGUUCUGGACGAGUGGAGGUUCUCUAUAAUGGAAAAUGGGGAACAGUGUGUGAUGAUGGCUGGGAUCGGUCAGAUGCUGCAGUGGUGUGUAGAGAGAUGGGCUGUGGGAAUGUGAUAGAGGCAAAGAGUGCUGCUUAUUUUGGACCAGGAUCAGGACAGAUAUGGAUGGAUGAUGUAAAUUGUGCUGGGAAUGAGUCCUCACUAAGGAACUGUAGGACAAAUGGAUGGGAAAGACAUGACUGUACGCAUUAUGAAGAUGCUGGAGUCAUCUGCAAAUCUGUCAGGUUGGUGAAUGGCAGUGACUCCUGUUCUGGACGAGUGGAGGUUCACUAUAAUGGAACAUGGGGAACAGUGUGUGAUGAUGGCUGGGAUCUGACAGAUGCUGCAGUGGUGUGUAGAGAGAUGGGCUGUGGGAAUGCUACAGAGACAAAAAAAGGUGCUUUUUUUGGGAACGGCUCCGGACCAAUAUGGAUGAAUAAUGUAAAUUGUUAUGGGAAUGAGCUUUCUCUAAAGAGUUGCAUUUCACCGGGAUGGAACGUACAGAACUGUAGUCAUUAUAAAGAUGCUGGAGUCAUCUGUCAAUAUGGCAAUUUAUCUUCAACAACUGCAAUAACAAACUCAACAACAGAAGAGAAGUCUACAGCUGCUGACGUCACCAGUUCUCUAGGAAACAACUCUUAUCACUUUACCUACAUCAACGAGUCAAAAAGCUGGAUUGAUGCACUGGGAUACUGCAAAACUCACCACCAGACUUUGGUGCACAUUUUAAAUGCCACGGCACAAGCGUACAUCACACAGAUGCUGCAGGGUAAAGAAAUCCCCAAUGGAGUGUGGAUCGGGCUUGAACGGAGUAUGCUCUUCACUUGUUCGCCCUGGCUGUGGACUGGUGGGCCGUAUGUGGACUAUGCAUCAUGGCAUCAAACGUAUCCAGUGGACAGAGGGAGCAGUUUUUGUGGAAAACUUCUUAAGGAUGAAAAGAACGUGUUUGGAUGGGUGGAUGCUUGCUGCCACGAGAACCUUCCUUUCAUUUGUCAGGGAUGAAACACUAGGUGGAGCUGUUUCCUAGUUUGGAGCCGAUUGGUGAUGAUCACAGAAACUGAGUCAUGAUGUUUUGAUAAACAAAUUUUGUUUUGUUUCUAAAGAAUUUACAGUAAUAUGCAGCCCUGUGGUGUAGACUUGCAUUUACAUUACAAAAUUAUCAGUUUAUAUUAGCUCUUUAAUCUUUAUUAAUGCAUGCAAUGAUUUUAAAACCAGCCUUUCUGCAUAGCUGAUGGAAAGCUGCCUAUAUGCUAAAUAUAUUUUAGAUUCCAUGUGAAAAUGUGAAUCUUCUUUCUUUGUUUUGUCAUAGUUUAUACUGAGAUGAUCUAUAUUAAAGUAAAUGUUAGUUCUGUGUGCCUAUGGUUUGAGGUUUCUUUGAGAUUCUUGAAGUGCUUAUUUCUUUCCAAAGUUUUUUAUUGACAUUUUUUCCUUAAUUUCCCAUUUAAAUGUUUUUAAUUGCAGUCAGAUUGUAGUGUCAUGCAUAAUUCGCAACUAAUAAUUAAUUUAAAUAAUGUUUUUGAAAUGUUUCUUUAAAGAUUUUUGAUUACUAUCAACCGGUAACAAAUUAUUUGCAUUACAAAAUGUCUGUAUUUUGCUGUCUUAAUUAAUCUGCAUUAUGAAUAAUUGCAAUUGUAAUAAAGUGUUUUUCAAUAUUCUAACUUUGGGAGUUUAUAUUGAGAUGAAAGCUAAUAAACCUUUAUUAUAAAAUAAAUC
Megalobrama amblycephala (Wuchang bream) is the source of this 3069-nucleotide messenger RNA. Its product is annotated as deleted in malignant brain tumors 1 protein. NCBI's taxonomy places the organism in Eukaryota, Metazoa, Chordata, Actinopteri, Cypriniformes, Xenocyprididae. Bases 433 to 2358 code for a protein of 641 amino acids. The transcript has 9 exons. The record is from RefSeq and is a predicted model, not a curated record. Gene Ontology annotation, cellular component: membrane.